Messenger RNA from Oryzias latipes (Japanese medaka), 773 nucleotides. The record is from RefSeq and is a predicted model, not a curated record. Lineage: Eukaryota; Metazoa; Chordata; Actinopteri; Beloniformes; Adrianichthyidae.
CAAAAAAAAUCAGAUUCACCCCAAUAACUGUUGAACUUGUUGACUGUUACUUUAUGAACAUCAUUUAAGGGUACAUUCCUGCGCUUCUUGACUUGAGCUCGGUAUUUUUGGUAUGGUAACAUAUAUUAAUAUAACAUUUUAAGAAAACACACAAGAGGAUACCAUUUCAGGCUAAUUUCCAUCUUGCUUUCCAUAGAAUGACUUCAAGGAUGAUGCAGCUAAAUACAGAAAAGAGUGAUGAGUCACAACAAGCUCCAGCUUCUCCCAGUUUGAUUCCUUCUUACCUGCAAACUAACAACAGUUAUGCUGGGCUGUGUUUUGAUUUCCAUCCAGACUUUUCCCCUUCGGAUCUUCAGGGCGUUACAGAUAACCAGCCAUUUACAAACAACCCACAAUUUUUAACUGUAGGAGCCACAAACACGCCAGUUGGUCCACUUCAGACAGCAAAUUUCUGGCUUUGUGACCAGAAACCAGAAAUUCCAACCGCCGUCCUCCCAAAGGUGGAGAAUGGAGCUCAGGCCAACCAGAAGGAUCCACUGGAAGACACUCAGAAACGGCAGCUCCGUUUGCGGAAGAACAGGGAGGCUGCACGAGACUAUCGGCGACGGAGGAACGCAUAUAUAGCAGCGUUAGAAAAGCGCGUGGUCAAGCUGGAGCAGCAAAAUACGACUCUGGCAGCGGAACUCCGAGUCCUAAAAAGCCUCCACCAGAACAACAUGGGGAGUUUUUUCAGAAUGCAAUGAAAAAUUAAAAAUGUGUUUGUUUUAUUGCUA